AUGCAACAAGAACAAUCAAUUUAUACAAUUCAAGAAAGUAUUCCUGGUCGUAUUUCUGCAACAUCGAACGUUGAGAUCGAUGCAGUAAAACCACGGGACCAAGAAAAGAAUAAAAAUCAACAAAACAAACAAUAUCGAAUUACACAACAACCUGCUAAUUCCAAGAAUGUGGACGAUCACAAUGGAUCAUUUUUUAACAAUAAAUCAACAAUAAACAAGAAGAAAAAGAAACAAAGACGACCGCGUUGUUGUCGAAAAUCUUUACAAUCAGAUAAAAAACAGUGUGAUGAUUGUGGCACAUGGUUUUGUUGCAUUGACUGUGAUAGUUGUUGUUGUAGUUGCGGUAGCUGUGGUGACUGUGGAGACUAG
Messenger RNA from Adineta steineri, 369 nucleotides. The record is from the annotation of a GenBank genome assembly. NCBI's taxonomy places the organism in Eukaryota, Metazoa, Rotifera, Eurotatoria, Adinetida, Adinetidae.